UCAUUUGUGAUUUUGAUUUCACUUUUUUGCUUUGUUUUGACUUUUUUCUUGAAUUCAAUUUUUUUUUUAUUCACACACACCAAUCACACAAGAUAAACCAAAAUGGAUCCUGUUGUUGCAUUGUCAAAUAGUGGCAAAAAUGGUCAAAAAUUAUCAAAUGAUAAAAUUGAUCGAAAUAAAAAGAAUGAACGAUUGCGUAAAUUACGAGAAUUACAUAUGAAACGGAAUGAAGCAUGUAAACUUAAUCAUAAAGAAGUGAUUGAAGAAAAUAAACGACAACAAAUGCCAUCGAAUUGGACAAGAAAACAAGAAUGGGCUAAACGUAAAUUAGAAGAAAAUGAAGAACGUGAACAGGCUGAACAACAAAAUUUAGAUUAUGAUAUGGAAAAAUUACGCGACAUACAAGCCGAUCAUGCUGAACAAUGGGAACGACGUCGUUCGUCGAAAAAGAAUCCCGAUAAAGGAUUUACAAGUUUUGAAGAUGCAGCCGCUAGAAAAUAUGAACGAAUGAUUAAACAGAUAAAACCUGAUAUGGAUGAAUAUCAUCAAUUGAAACAAACAAUACCUGAUGAACAAUUUUAUGCGGAUAAAAAUUCAUAUGUAUUCGGUGUACAUAAAGAUUCCAAAGAAGCCAUUGAUCGUUUAUUGAACGAUAUGAAUAAAGAUUAUGAACGACAAUCAAAAUUCUCAAGACGUCGUACAUUCGAUGAUGAUAAUGAUAUUGAUUAUAUCAAUGAAAGAAAUAUGAAAUUUAAUAAGAAAAUUGAACGUUUCUAUGGUAAAUAUACAGCGGAAAUUAAACAGAAUCUUGAACGUGGUACGGCUGUUUAAAACAAAACAAAAAGGAAAGAGAGCCAAUCAUUUUUAUUUGAAUUUUUUUUCUGUAUU
Messenger RNA from Dermatophagoides farinae (American house dust mite), 888 nucleotides. Its product is annotated as pre-mRNA-splicing factor syf2. Lineage: Eukaryota; Metazoa; Arthropoda; Arachnida; Sarcoptiformes; Pyroglyphidae. The record is from RefSeq and is a predicted model, not a curated record. Gene Ontology annotation, cellular component: Prp19 complex; catalytic step 2 spliceosome; post-mRNA release spliceosomal complex.